Malurus melanocephalus (red-backed fairy wren) is the source of this 2302-nucleotide messenger RNA. It is a transcript of the gene TPD52L1, whose product is annotated as TPD52 like 1. Gene Ontology annotation, cellular component: cytoplasm. The transcript is spliced from 8 exons. Bases 62 to 694 code for a protein of 210 amino acids. NCBI's taxonomy places the organism in Eukaryota, Metazoa, Chordata, Aves, Passeriformes, Maluridae. Gene Ontology annotation, biological process: positive regulation of apoptotic signaling pathway; positive regulation of MAP kinase activity. The record is from RefSeq and is a predicted model, not a curated record.
GCCCGAGCCGGGCUCCGAGCCGGGCUCCGCGCCGCACGGACGGCUGAGCCCCCGCGCUGCCAUGGAGCCGCAGGCACGCGGCCUGUUGGAAACUCAGUCGUUGCAUGAAGUAGAUGAAGAUGUGGUCGCUGAUGUUGAUUUCACCAGUGUGAUUUCUGAAGAAGAAAAAGAAGAGUUAAAGACUGAGCUAGCCAARCUAGAGGAUGAAAUUUCAACUUUGCGGCAAGUGUUAGCAGCCAAAGAGAAGCACCUGGUUGAAAUUAAACAAAAACUUGGCAUAAGUCUGAUGAAUGAACUGAAGCAGAACUUUAGCAAAAGCUGGCAUGAUAUGCAGACAACUUCUGCUUACAAGAAAACACACGAGACCCUGAGCCAUGCGGGRCAAAAAGCAACAGCAGCUAUCAGCAACGUAGGAACAGCUAUCAGCAAGAAGUUUGGAGAUAUGAGAUCGCAUUCAAUUAGCUACUCUAUCCGCCAUUCCAUAAGCAUGCCUGCAAUGAGGAAUUCUCCAACUUUCAAAUCGUUUGAGGAGAAGGUUGAAACWACUGUCACAAGCCUUAAGACCAAGGUUGGUGGGACAGGCCACACAGGAAGCAGUUUUGAAGACGUUCUGAGCUCUACAGCCCAUGCCAGCGCUCAGAGYUCCCUUGCUGGCACCCGACUCCCAGAAAGUGAAGAAGAGCUCCAGUGUUAAACAGCAGGCCCWCCUGAGCCUCACAUGCCUCUCUUCAGAGACUUGCCCAGUGAUUUUCAGCUCUCCCUCACCACACUUGUGCAAGAAGCUUUUGUCAGCUUUGGAAAAUUGCCUYCUGGUCUUGCAUUGGAGAAAUGUUUCCUCUCCCUAUUUCUAUCUUAGAUGGGCCAUUUUGUCAUCAGGUACUUUGUAUAUCUUCAAAACCACAUGCAAUCAUUGGCUAUAAUGUGCUAAAUGCUGUGUUAAGUGACUAAAAUAGUUUUCAGUUACAUGUGGCCCCCCCUCUAACAAUCUCCCAGUCUCUAUUUCUUAUUUAUUUUGGUUUAUACUCUUUCUUAUGUGUUGGGUUUUGGCUUCCCUCUCAGUGCCACAUCAGACAGAUGGACCUAGAGCUGUGCAAAGYGUUCAGCUGCCAGCAGUAGCCCGUACACCAGCUGUCUACCAUYCAUACCAGGUGCCCUUUGCUCAGGAGUGGCUGUACCAUGAUCUGUUUCCUAACAGAAUUAAAACCUGUCAUAGAAAGUUCUUUCUCCUUCACUGGUACAGUCUGGCAUUGGCCUCCACCUGUUAAGGCAGAGUUAAGGAGGGCAGAAGAGACACCCAGUUAUUCACACAGAAACUGAACUCUAUCACAGCUGCUGAUUUCAGAUGGUCAUGGUGGCUGAAAAAGUUUCAAUUUCAAAAUGUGCACCAUUGCUUGCUCUCUUAGGUUUGUUAAGACUUGGCAGUGUAAAUUGAUUUUUUUAAAAUCCAGUGGAGUGGAGGGAACCUCKUAUCUUUUUCCCUCUGUAUCUUCCCCUCAAAACCAAGGGGAACCAAAACCAACUCAUGAGCUUCAGUCAAGAUACAGCCUUAAGUGAAAGAAUACAAAYCCAACAUUUGACUUCACACGUGCCAUAGGUUAGAGAGCUCACGGCCUUUGGAGCUGCUGGCAUAGACCCUGUUACCUGACUAUACACAGGGUAAGUAAGAACUUCACUUUUGGUCUCAAAAUUUGUUGUGCUUUGCUCCAGGACGUAAUUCCACCAACUCCAUCAUCUGCUCAACCACCUAGAGCCAGACCUCUCUCAGCUUUGAUUCAGCAUGUUUUCUGAAGUGCAUUCUUUUAACAUUUUUUCUAAGGAAAGAGCAGCACAUUUGUGACACUAUCUUGCUGUCUAGUGAGCACAUGUCAGUCCGCAUGUUGCAUUGCCCAGCUCCCCAGACACUGGUGAGCACAAGGUUAUCAAUAAACGGGAUGGAAAAGAGCCUGGCGACUUUAAAAAGGAAUGCAUUUUUUGAGCAUACGCCAAAGCUUCAAAUCAGUGUUAGUGAGUUUGACAUUACAGACUGCUUAAAAUCUUGUGAGAAAAUGUGGCUUUAAGUGAUUUUUUUUCUUGUGUGGCUUUUGUUAGUUUUUACAAAGUUGAAAGUCCUUUUGUAAUGUUCUACUGGACAUAAGUUAACUUUGGACAUUUAUAUAACAUGCCUCUUUAGUGUGAUUUUUAGCAUGGWAGCAAAUCUAAUUGUUUUCUAGUAUUGACAAUUUUCUAGCUUAUUUUACAUGGUUUUGUGCAUAAAUGUGUAUUUAUUUAAAGUGGAAGUUAUUAAUGGACAACUUAGUUUACG